AACCCUAAAAAUGUGUCCCAGAUGCUCUUGAAGAUCGCGAGGACUCGCAUUUCCCUCGCGCGCUACACGAGGAGUUCCUUUUGCUCCAGUGCCGCGCACGAAAGAUCGGAAGCUCGGGAGGCUUCAAGGAAGCGAAUCAAGCUCCAGCGCCUCGAGGAGAAGUCGCGGCGGCGCAAAUUCCUGGCAGCUCUCAAAGACUGCAAGGAUCUCGGCAAGCUCGUCCAGCUCCACGCCGAGGCAGCGCAAACCGGCGAUGACACCAACGUUUUCGUGGCGAGCGCGCUCAUCGGCAGCUAUGCCAAGCUCGGCAGCGUGGCGGACGCUCGCAAAGUCUUUGACAAGCUCCCACAGCCCGACCUUGUGUCGUGGACGGCGCUCCUGGCCGGGUACGCUGACCGCGGUGAUGCGCAAGAGGUUUUACGUUUGUUCCUGCGAAUGCAGGCUCAGGGAUGCGUGCCGGAUGCCCGAGCUUUCGUGCUCGCGGCCAAAGCUUGCGGUGCGCUAGCGUCGAGCGAGCAAGGCACGCAGCUUGGAGGUGGCAAGGCCGUGAAAGCUGUAGCUCUGGAGCAAGGAAUGGCGAUCCACGCUCAAGCCGAGAGCGCUGGCUGUGAGAAGGAGCUCUUCGUUGGAAGCAUGUUAGUCGACAUGUACACGAAGUGUGGGAGCACUCUGGAUGCUCGACGGGUUUUCGACAGGAUGGAGGGACACGACGUGGUUUCAUGGACUGCUCUCGUGCUUGGCUAUGCCGAGAGUGGUGAAGCGGAGAUGGCACUGGAAGUUUUCUCGCGGGCUCAGCGGAGACAAGGCUGCGAACCGAAUGCUCGGACGUUUCUAGCAGUGAUCAAGGCUUGCUCUAGCUUGGCUGCGAAGGAAGAAGGGACACAGUUCGAGGGGAGGCUCGUCAAGUUGAAGACUCUCAAGAGGGGCAUGGCUCUUCAUUCCCAAGCUCUCUGCAGUGGCUGCUGCGAGUUCGAUGCUUUCGUCGCGAGUACGGUGGUGGACAUGUAUGGGAAGUGUGGGAGCUUGGUGGACGCAAGGAUGACUUUCGACAGGACUCCAUUUCUCGACGUUGUUCUGUGGAACGCUUUGAUGCGGGCUUGCGCGGAAAACAACGAGGAGCGCUUGACGCUCGAGCUCCUGCGGUGCAUGAGGAGCGGAGGUCCAUCUCCGGACGAGCAGAGCUUUGCGGUCGGUCUCGGCGCAUGCAGCAGCACCGCAGCACUGGAAACUGGCAAGGCGAUCCACUCGGAGAUUUGCAGAGAUGGUGUGGAGAGCGACGCGGUUGUAGCAAACUGUCUGCUGGAUUUCUACGCCAAGUGUGGGAACAUGGUGGACGCUCAUCGGAUUCUCGAGGCAAACCACAGGAGGACCGCGACAUGGACGUCGCUCAUCGCAGGAUACAGCCGCCAAGGCGACUCCAAACAGGUGUUCGAGCUCUUCCACGCUAUGGAGGACGAAGGCCUGGAGAUCGACUGCGUCACUCUCGUCUGUGUCCUCACCGCUUGCAGCCACGCCGGCCGCGUCGAGCAAGGCAAGAAGCUGUUCCAGGAGAUGAGCUCCAAGCAUGGGAUCACUCCAGGGGAGGAGCACUACGUGUGCAUGGUCGAUAUGCUGGGCCGAGCGAAUCGACUGGACGAAGCAGUGGGCUUGCUCGAGAGGAUGCCGCACAGGCCGAGCUCGGUAGCGUGGAGGGCAGUGCUGGCGGCCUGCAAGAAGUGGAAGAAUGUGGGCUUGGGAAAGGUGGCUUUUGAGUCAUUGCUGGAGCUCGGAGAGCGUGAUCCGGCAACUUACGACUUGAUGGCAAGCAUAUAUGGGAGUUCAUCAUCAUCAUCAUCAACCAAAGAGACAACGAGAUCUCCAUGAAAAAGAGGUAUGGCGGAGGCUGUGAUCGUAGGCGCCUUGGCUCCCGGUGUCAAUAGACCAACAUGGACGGCUUUUAGAAACGUGAUGAUCUCCUUGUCCGUGGUUCUAGCCGUGCAGCUUGCAAUCGCAGUGCAGUGGAGCAGUAACGAGCUGCUGCUCCAUGUCUGCUGCCUCACAGCUCUCGCAGCAACGCUCUUCCUUCUCCUCAAAUGGUUUGUCUCCGAGACUGGACUGGUUACUGUCCAGCAGCAAAUGGACGAGCUCGGAGCUCUCAACAACAAGGCACAGUGAGAGCUUGGUUACGUUGGCCGGUUCAAGCUUCUCGGUUAGGAGAUAAGCACGAGUGGAUAGACAAAAGGGGUGGGAGGC
Molecule: messenger RNA, 2232 nt
Organism: Selaginella moellendorffii
Lineage: Eukaryota; Viridiplantae; Streptophyta; Lycopodiopsida; Selaginellales; Selaginellaceae
Product: pentatricopeptide repeat-containing protein At4g39530
Exons: 5
Coding region: 22-1863 (613 amino acids)
Biological process (GO): RNA modification
Molecular function (GO): protein binding; RNA binding
Source: RefSeq, a predicted model, not a curated record